AUGUCAGCUCCACGGAACGAGCUAGCCAUCUUCUUUAACAAUCCCUUGAUGCCACCUCCUGGUAGAAUGCGGCACCGAAAGGAGUCGCAUCGGAUUCAUUCGGUGUUGAAGAGCACAGCCCGAGGCUUUCGGGCUCUUAUACACUGCCGACGACCUUUCCACCCACGUCGAUCUUCCCCUGUCGCACGAUACCUUGGGGCUGUUCCUGCCUUUGGCUUAGGCAUGACUUGUUUCCUGACGGAGCACGCACUGUCUAUCAAAAUGCGGCGGACUCUUGCGGAAUUCGAAGAGGCGCGCACGCCUUGCAGCGCUCUUUCCAGCUCCGGCUCAGAGAAGUCUAGAGACAGCACAUUACGAACGUCUUUGAAUCUUUCAUAG
Messenger RNA from Trematosphaeria pertusa, 378 nucleotides. RefSeq lists its product as uncharacterized. Lineage: Eukaryota; Fungi; Ascomycota; Dothideomycetes; Pleosporales; Trematosphaeriaceae. The coding region runs from base 1 to 378 and encodes 125 amino acids. The record is from RefSeq and is a predicted model, not a curated record. The transcript is spliced from 2 exons.